AUGGACACAUUGGGCAGUUCAUCCAAAGUGGCAGUUUAUGCUCUCGGUAUCAUAGUGUCAUUGAUCCUGUUUGCUCUUAGCUAUCAAUUUGUACUACAGCCGUUAAGGAACUAUCCCGGCCCAUUUGUUGCCAAAUUCACAGACGGCUAUGGUGGCUAUCAUGCGCUUAAAAAGCGUCUCUACCUCGCUACGUAUUUCGACCAUUUGAAAUAUGGCCCUGUAUAUAGACAAGCUCCCAACCGUCUAGUAUUCAACACCUCCAGCACUUUACGAGCGAUUUACCUCCACCCCUCCAUAAACAAAGCCCAUAUCUACGCCCACACCCAAUUCAACCCCCAAGUCAACAUUUUCGGGACACUGGAACGAGAACGGCAUCGCCAAAAACGUAAGAUAUAUGGAGAAGUUCUUUCAGAACGUUCAUUGCGUUCUUUUGAGCCUACCAUGAGUAGCGAGAUUGAUGUGUUCUUGAAGCUAUUGUUGGAUACCAAGAAUGAAGUUGUUAACAUGUCACCGUUGUGUGAACGACUUACAACAGAUGUGGCUGGCCAGUUGGCUUUUGGACAGCCGCUUGAUACGCAAACGGAGGAGAGGAAUAGGGCGUUUCCGAGGGCAAUGAUUUCUAUGAAUGGGCUUGUUAGCAUUUUCAUGGCCUGGCCAAUAAUUUCCAAAACAUGGCCACUUCUCGGACGACUUAAUCAGAAGAAUGGCGUGGCAUUUUCCAAGUCAAUACAGAGUAUAAUACAGAAACGCGUAGCCCUUCCUCAGGACGCAAAGCAUGAUUUCUAUUCUAUUGCAGGAGGGGAAGUUGGUGAAGGUAUAGAGAGUCUCGGGCGUAGCGAAUUAUGGGCUGAAGCUGUAUUUUUUAUUCCUGCGGGCGGCACAACCCUCUCCGCAGCUCUCAGCUCUCUCUUCUUCUAUCUCUCCCGCCACCUAACCGCCUACACUCUUCUCGCCACCGAAAUCCGCAACACCUUCUCCUCCGGCCUUGACAUAAAAAGCGGAGCCCAACUCUCCUCGUGCAGAUACCUUCGAGCCUGUAUUGACGAAACAUUGCGAAUGUCACCACCAUUUCUAGCCACAUUUUGGCGCGAACCUUAUUCGGAUCAUACAGAACCUUUUGUGGUCGAUGGACACGUAAUACCGCGUGGUACAAUGGUUGGUGUCAAUCCGUAUUGUGUGAUGCAUAAUGAUGAGUAUUUUCCAGAGCCAUUUGCCUUUCGACUGGAGAGGUGGUUGACAUCUGAGGAAGGAAGUUUUAGCACCGCAAAAGAAGAGAAAAAUCUCGCCUCCAUGCGCGCAGCAUUUGCUCCAUUUGCCCUAGGAGACACCGGCUGUCUCGGCAAAGCAAUGGCUUACCAUGAGACCAGUCUCGCAAUCGCGAAAACUCUAUGGUAUUUUGAUUUUGAAAAAGCGUCAGGCGAAGCUGGCAAGCUCGGUGAGGGCCAGCCAGGAAAUAUAAAUGGGAGGGAUAGGGUAGAUGAGUAUCAAUUAUUAGAUCUUGCGGUUGCGGAUCAUGAUGGUCCGAAUUUGGUAUUUGCUCCGAGAGAGGAGUAUUGGCGGGAAUUAAGCGAUGGAGGUUUGAAGGUGUAG
Botrytis byssoidea is the source of this 1590-nucleotide messenger RNA. RefSeq lists its product as uncharacterized. The transcript is spliced from 7 exons. Gene Ontology annotation, molecular function: monooxygenase activity; iron ion binding; heme binding. NCBI's taxonomy places the organism in Eukaryota, Fungi, Ascomycota, Leotiomycetes, Helotiales, Sclerotiniaceae. The coding region runs from base 1 to 1590 and encodes 529 amino acids. The record is from RefSeq and is a predicted model, not a curated record.